Neurospora tetraspora is the source of this 471-nucleotide messenger RNA. RefSeq lists its product as uncharacterized. Lineage: Eukaryota; Fungi; Ascomycota; Sordariomycetes; Sordariales; Sordariaceae. Bases 1 to 471 code for a protein of 156 amino acids. The transcript is spliced from 3 exons. The record is from RefSeq and is a predicted model, not a curated record.
AUGUACGUCGUUGAGUUACAUGUACGUGUCAACGCAUUUGUCUCGGCGUGCUUCAAGAUAUUAGAGUAUAUCUUUCUAAUCAUGGCCUCUCGAGCCAUUCGACUGAUGAAUUCGACAUGUUUCUGGGGAAGUUGGGGACUGCCAGUGUCAUACGCGUGGAUCGACACCAGAUUAUGCGCAUAUGAAGUUCACAUUUCCGCCGGCACGCAUUUGACACUGGCGGCGCACCCACUUCGAGCCACUUCCACUUCUGCCACCAGCACCUACCCACUGGUAACCACUGGCAACCACCACCACAAACUGUCCCAAGAGACAAACCAUUCAGACACCAGAACCCGAAUCCGUUUCGAGACAUCCGCAGCGAGUCAAGCGGCUGGAUCGGUCUUGUUCAAGAUUCGCACUGUCGUCUCAGCCAGUCUGGAAGCGCCCGGCACUCGGAAUCAGGUCGUUGCAGCGUGCAGUGUCCAGUGA